UUUCAGAUCGAACCCAGUGUGACCGUUAAGUUCCACGAUCUCCCCAUCGCUGCAUCGGACAGCGGCGCCGGCGAGUCUUCUUUUUCUCGGGGAGGACGUCUGUUUCCUUCCCGGGGAACGGAGCGCGUUCCGUCCCGAUUUUUGUCCCCGCCGUCGCUGGAAUGUGCGAGCGCAAGGCGAGCCUGUUGGCAUACGCUCGCGUGCAUUUGCGUUGUCGUGCGUGUAGUGACGCACACCAACGAGCGCCGUACACGUACACACUACUGCCACGCGUGUGCAUUCGUUGUACACAACGGCGCAACGCAAUGAUGCACCGAUGAACUCCAUCUGUUUCGCCGUGACAGGAUGCGUCGUCCGUCGUGAGCGCGUCGCUCGUCGAAAAGCCGCACUCGCGAGAAUCACAUUCUGGAAUGCUCGUGACUCGGGAAGCGAACGUUUAUCUUUCGUAUCCGAAAAAUCACGGAUUUUGGGAAGCGCAGCGGACUGCGCUCGUGGAAAAAUUCCCGCAGGCGGUCGUGAGAGACGACCUUCCGUUGCAACUUAAUCGCAUGCGGUUCUGCAUCUUCUCCGAGCGCGCGUUUAAUUCCGCUCGAUGCCGAGCUAACGCGAUAAGCUAAAACCCCGGUGACGGUGUAUUCUCGGACUCUCUCAGGCAGCAGAAAAAGACGAUCGGGAAGAGUUUUUGUUGAAAUAUAAAAAUAUAGACGUUAUAUAUAGUAUAUUAAGAAUCGCAUGAUAGCAGUUCGACGUCGAGAUAGGACACGAUUUCACCGUAUCGGAACGAUAGAAAGUUUCGUCCGUGUGGCUGAAAAACUUGGUGUUCUCGGUGCGCAAUAGUGUAAGCGACCGAAUUCACUAUCAGUAAAUAGGGAGUAUUUACUGGGGAAAAUGUGUAAUGUUGGAGUGAUACAAUAUAGAGACAUAGGUGGAGCAAUUGAACAUAACAGACUGUGGUGUGUCUCGCUUAGUUGAUGUACGGAACAUUGUCUCAAACGGUCGUCUAGCACUUUUGCAUAUCCUUAAUCUUGCUCUGUCCAAAACAAAACAAAAAGAAAAAUAUCCGUUGUUUAUAAAAUCGCAAAAUUUAAUGAGGCUUGGAGUGCCUCAAAAGAGGGGAAACUUUCUUUUGAGAAGGUAUAGCGUUCUACAAUUCACUUUAACGAACAAUGAACCAUUCGGGAAGCGGAAAACGCCAGGCGAAGGUUUUGGAAGAAAAUUAUUGGGACUGCAGUGUCUGCACUUAUAGAAAUACAGCGGAAGCAUUUAAGUGCCUCAUGUGUGACGUCCGCAAGGGAACCUCUACGCGGAAACCCCGCAUAAACCCCCAAUUGGUAGCUCAACAGGUUGCACAGCAACAGUAUGUGCCACUUCUGAAACCAGGUAAAAAGGAAGGAAGUGGCGGUGGUAGCACAACCAGUGGCAUCAAGGACAAGGACCGCAAGGACAAGCUGAGACGUAAGAACAGGCAUCCGCCGCGUUUGAAAAAUAUCGACCGCAGCACAGCGCAAACGAACGAGGUGACAGUCAACAAUGUUACCGUCACUAUCACGGAAUACAAGCCGAAAGUGAAGAAGGCAUCGGACCAGUCGAGCAAUGCUAGUUCCGAAGGUGGAAACCAGCACGAUUCCAAUCAGGACUCGAGAAGUCUCGAUGUGGGAACCGACGCUUAGCUUAAUGUUAAUGUUAAAAAAAAAUAUAUACAUAUAUAUAUAUAUAUAUAUAUGUACGAAUUAUUCUAAUUAAUAUAUUAUAUACGACGUAUAUAUACAUAUAUAUGUCAACCUUUAUGGUCAACUGUUGUACAUCCUUUUAGACAGAAACGACCAUUGUUGACUGUCACUUUUCCGCUCGUUUGACUAUGCGUUGCAGUUUAUAAUAAACCCACUAAAAGGUCAGACAUUUUUAUGCUAUCAAUGGGAAUACAUUAUCCGUACAAUUUUGUAAUAUUAUUCGUUUGAACGAAAAUUAUAUAUAAUUUGUGAAUCAUCGUUCUACUUGUGUUGCGAUAAUUCGCGUCUUUUUAAAAGCGAUAUUAGCGGAAAACAGAAAUCGUACUCAAAAGCGUUUGUUGCACGGACCUCGAGUUUUUAAUCUGUGUAUUUAUUGAAGUUAAAGUGUUAUUUAAAGUGUCUCUGUGAAAUGUGAGAUACACUAAAUUUAUUAUCACGCUGAAUUUAAAUAGAAUGCACACGCGAGAUUGUAAAUAUUUAACGCAUUAUGUCAAUUGUGUGGAAUUCUGCAAGCCAUUGUUGACAUAAAAUUGUCCUCGACUUUAUUGUAUUUACCGAGACCACUGCCAGAAAAAACGUGUCGUAAGACGAUUGUUAUGUAGACUUUGUUAACGGGAUUGUCUUACGCGCGCGCGACAUAUGACUUUUGCUUACUUUAUACAAUAAUUAACCAGCGUGACUGGCAUUGGUAUGCAUCUUUUAUCCCAUUCCAACUCGUUCGUGAAAACCAAAUUUUUUUCCAAACGUUUUAACGAAAAAUAUUGCAUGAAUAUAUUUCCCCAAUUAUAUACUUACGUAUUUCGAUUUUAUAUUGUACAGUUGAAUUUGUGCUGAUUAUAUUCGAAGCCCAUUUCGAUGUCUCUCAAACAUUUAUAUAGACAAAUAUCGAUUUAUAUAUAUGUAACAUACACAUGUACUUCUCGUACUGAAUAUGAAAAAACCAUGUUUAUUGAAGAAAUAAAAAUUAUUGGAGAACGAACAUUUUAUUUCCAGCACAAACAAGCCAAAUGGAAAAAAUUUAUAAAAUGAAAAAGUGUAUUAUUAUUAAUAAAUUUCGAGGGAAUGCGGAUACACUCAACGCGCGUGAAAAAAUCUUCAACGUAUUCGAAUAAAAUCAUUUCAUAUAAAUUUCGCGAAAAAGAUGAAUGAAAUUUGGUAAAAAAAAUUAUGUCCGUAAACAUUAAAAAGACGUUUUGUACAAGAAUCCUCACGUGAUCGAUCUUUAGACUUGUUCUCAUUAUCGCACACACACACACCGAUAUCUUGAAUUCUUCAUAUAAAAACCAAAACAAAACGUUGCAUAUAUACACAAACACUUGUAUGUUUUUACAAAAGAAUUUGUAAUCAAUAGAUCAUCGGGUGACACACAUUUAAGAACGAUAUACCAGCACGCAGAUUAUAUUUUUACAAUAUUGUGGAAUCACGUAUAAAAUUAUUACCUUUACCGUCUUAUCGUAUAAUCACUUCAGCUUCUCCUCACAUGUUGCAAAGCUAUCUGUACUUUAAUAAAACAUUUGAAGUAAA
Pseudomyrmex gracilis is the source of this 3254-nucleotide messenger RNA. RefSeq names its product RING1 and YY1-binding protein (gene RYBP). Gene Ontology annotation, cellular component: nucleus. The transcript is spliced from 3 exons. Lineage: Eukaryota; Metazoa; Arthropoda; Insecta; Hymenoptera; Formicidae. Gene Ontology annotation, molecular function: DNA binding; transcription coregulator activity. The record is from RefSeq and is a predicted model, not a curated record. Gene Ontology annotation, biological process: positive regulation of DNA-templated transcription. The coding region runs from base 1167 to 1670 and encodes 167 amino acids.